Molecule: messenger RNA, 902 nt
Organism: Canariomyces notabilis
Lineage: Eukaryota; Fungi; Ascomycota; Sordariomycetes; Sordariales; Chaetomiaceae
Exons: 1
Coding region: 272-754 (160 amino acids)
Source: RefSeq, a predicted model, not a curated record
CUUGUACGGAGUAACAGUGGGCUCAAUGACGAAAUCCGCAGUGCUUUCGCCUUCCAGCCACAUCCACAGCCGUGACCGUUGUCCCAGUUGCAGUCGACUUCCCUGUCAGGGUUUGCCGCCUUCAUGCACAUCUUCCAUGCUAUUUUACUCACCAUGACGAACAAAGGUUCAGUGUCCAACAGACGUACAACGUUACUGCCCAGAUAACUUGAAUCCGGUUGAGUGAAACGAGUCAAUUGCUAGCGUCGUCGAUUUUGCCAUCUUUCCCCCAAUGCAAGUCAAAGCCGCAAGGCGACGAUCACCUCGAAAUGGAACCCUUUGGUUGCGAAGCGAAGCGUCGCUGGUUGGCACAUCUCUCGUGUCCCUUGUUGGGGCCCGGCAGGGCAGAUCAGGAACAGGAAACCAUCCGACAUGGGCCGAGGGCAGUUCGGCUGGAAAUCCUUUGAACCCUGUUCUGGGGCACUCACCCCCCGAACCCACUGUGGUACUACAUUACUGUGAACAAUAUGAGCUUAGGUCCCUUAUUGGGGUCCAAGCUGACAGAAACCUGUCUCAAGCACAAUUCCCACGCCAUCAUAUCCCGAUGUGUCUAUGCCUUUUAACUCCAGGCCGCAUCCACCGUCUGCUAGGAUACUCCGUCUGUGAGCGGAUUCUGCUCGUCAAAACCCAAAAGCCCGUAAACACUCAUGCUGAUCUUGGCCGGUAUCCUAGCAAAAACAUAUUGCGAUAUGACGUCAGUGGCAGCAGGCACUAGGCUAAUGUUACUGUAAGGUCAGUUCAUCGCGGUAUUGCCAUAUGGUAAGUCAUCUAGACGACAAGUCGCGGUAACCCAAUCGGCAGUCGAAGGUAUCGUGCCGAAGGUCGGGACACUUGCCUGGCAGGCUGACAGCGGGUGCCUGAAC